This is a messenger RNA of Zea mays, 830 nucleotides long. RefSeq lists its product as uncharacterized. NCBI's taxonomy places the organism in Eukaryota, Viridiplantae, Streptophyta, Magnoliopsida, Poales, Poaceae. Gene Ontology annotation, molecular function: N-acetyltransferase activity. The transcript is spliced from 4 exons. Bases 25 to 681 code for a protein of 218 amino acids. The record is from RefSeq and is marked validated.
AUCAGUUUCACCGCUGGGUCAGCCAUGGCCGCCACAUCCAUCAAGGUCGCGCACCUCACAACCCUCGCGCUCUUCUCUCCGACUCCAAACCCCUUCGGUCCGAAGUCCAGCAAACACAGAGCUAGAGCCCCACCACCCAUCUCCAUCUCCAUGGAUCCGGCCCUCGUGGACCCUGCCCACCUGCAGGCCCUUAUGCUCGCCUGCGGCCACUCUUGCACGCUCCGCCUCUCGCCGGCGCUAUCAGUUUCCGCCGUUGAGCCGGUCGACCUCAGCAAGCUCCGGACUGCCCUUGCGCACAGCUUCGUCGUCGUAUCUGUCUUCUGCGGUGCUAGGUUCUUCACACAUGACAGGGAAAGGGAGGGGGAGGGACAGAGAUUCUUGGGCUUGGAGAUCGGUCUCGAUCUUCAGGGUGAGCGGCGCCUUGUCGGAUUCGGGCGCGCCGUCUCCGACCUCGGGCUCACCGCAUCCGUCCAUGACAUUGUGGUACAUCCAUUACUACAGAGGAGAGGAAUUGGCCAAAAGAUAGUGAACAAAAUUACAAGGGUACUUCAUAGCAGAGGUAUAUAUGACAUCUCUGCGUUAUGUACAGCAAAGGAGAGGCCCUUUUUUGAAGCUUGUGGAUUUGGUGAUGAUAUGAUGGGUUCAACAACAAUGUUGUAUACUAGAAAAACACAGAAAUAGAGUUCAUUAAAAAGUUCUCAAUUGGUAUAAUGUUAUUUGUUGAUAUGAUAACUCAUCUGUUGGUCUUCACUGCUGAUGUUUCAAAGCAUUACUCUCAGAAAAGGUUGAUCUUCACAGCUGAUGUUUGAAAUCAUUUUACUCAGAAAAAG